AUUAGUCGCAUGGCAACAGCCCACUGACCCCAUGACCAGCACCCUCACAUUAUCGCCCUCGGGCGUGCUGCUGUAACCGUGUACUCGGCUGCUGGUAUCUAGUCCAAAAAUAACAGUUCCAAUGGAGAGUAGCACAGUGGUACAAGUAAGGCUCCCCCAAGCCUAUGGUCAAAGGAUGCUUUUUACAGGUCCAGAUGGAAUUGGAGACUACAAGGCAAGAUUGAUCGACUUUCCCCGCUACAUUGGCGUUGGCCCUUUGUCACCUGAGGGUACAAGCGAUUUGAAUUACCUGUGUCGGCCUGCUCCCUGCGCCCCACCCCCCAUGCCCAAACAGUGUUGCAUUGGAGGGGUGGGAUGGGGCAUGGAAUAUCACCAGCUGUUGAACAGUAGGACGCUGCGCAGCAAUGUGCAAAUUAAGAGAGCUGAAUUCCGCUCAGCCCUUGAGGACAGAGUCACCCACAGAUAUCAAAACCCAUGGCACGCACCGCCCCACUUCCUAGAUAAGCAAUCUGUUGGAGCCCGCAGCAAACUCGCAUGGACACACAAGUACGACUGUUAUAUCCAAGAUAACAACAAACAGUUCCUUCUCAACAGGAGAGAUUAACUCGUUCAGAGAAACGCUGAAGGUGCUUCACAAAUGAGUUCCUUGAAAUAGUUUGGGUGAAGAACGGAUGAUGAUACAAUCAGCUGUGUUGUCCUGAAGACCUGACCAAUUGUCUGAAUAAAUAUCACCAUUUCACCUA
Molecule: messenger RNA, 743 nt
Organism: Oncorhynchus mykiss (rainbow trout)
Lineage: Eukaryota; Metazoa; Chordata; Actinopteri; Salmoniformes; Salmonidae
Product: protein SPMIP2
Source: RefSeq, a predicted model, not a curated record